AUGUGUUGCAACUACUACGGAAACUCCUGUGGAGGCUGUGGCUACAGCUCUGGCUCUGGCUAUGGCUCAGGCUACGGCUGUGGAUACGGCUCUGGCUAUGGAUGUGGAUAUGGCUCAGGUUCUGGCUGUGGAUACAGCUCCAGAUAUGGCUGUGGCUAUGGCACAGGCUAUGGCUCAGGCUAUGGUUCAGGCUACGGCUGUGGAUACGGCUCAGGCUAUGGCUGUGGAUAUGGUUCCAGGUAUGGCUGUGGAUACGGCUCUGGCUAUGGCUGUGGCUAUGGUUCCAGGUAUGGCUGUGGAUACGGCUCUGGCUGCUGUAGCUACAGAAAAUGCCGCUCUUCUUGCUGCUAG
Myodes glareolus (Bank vole) is the source of this 351-nucleotide messenger RNA. Lineage: Eukaryota; Metazoa; Chordata; Mammalia; Rodentia; Cricetidae. The record is from RefSeq and is a predicted model, not a curated record.